This is a messenger RNA of Glycine soja, 2098 nucleotides long. Its product is annotated as 4-coumarate--CoA ligase-like 7. Gene Ontology annotation, molecular function: CoA-ligase activity. NCBI's taxonomy places the organism in Eukaryota, Viridiplantae, Streptophyta, Magnoliopsida, Fabales, Fabaceae. The record is from RefSeq and is a predicted model, not a curated record. The coding region runs from base 194 to 1816 and encodes 540 amino acids. The transcript is spliced from 6 exons.
AAGAAAACAAAAACAUGAUUUUUUGCGCCUUGGUCCGCAAUGUAUCGAUGAUGUUGUGUCCCCAUCACAAGUUGAUUGUCAGAAUAAAAACAUUAAAUUCAUCCAACAUUGGGAAGAAGAAAUAACUGAGCAGCAAAGAAAGCGAGUCAUCUUUUCCGUGAGAUCGGUGUGUGAAUUGUAUAUUCCCAUUUCAAUGCAGAGAUCCGGUUAUGGGUCCGACGGAAUAUACAGGUCACUCAGACCUUCCAUCGUUUUUCCCAAAAACUCAAACCUCUCACUCGUUUCCCAUCUUUUCAACAGAGUCGCAGCCUUUCCAUCAAAACCAGCUCUUAUCGAUGCAGACUCUUCAGAAACACUUUCUUUCGCGGAACUCAAAUUGCUAACUGUUAGGGUCGCUCACGGCCUCCUUCGUCUCGGAGUGACCAAAAACGACGUCGUUCUCUUCCUCGCUCCCAACGACAUCCGCUACAUCGUCUGCUUCCUCGCCGUCGCCUCUCUCGGCGCUGCCGUCACCACCGUCAACCCCGCCUACACCGCCGCCGAAGUCUCCAAACAGGCCAACGACUCCAAACCCAAACUUUUGGUAACCGUCGCCGAAUUGUGGGACAAACUCGAACACCUCAAACUCCCCGCGGUCUUCCUACGUUGUUCCAACGCUCCCCACGCGCCAUCCAGCGCGACUAGCUUCGACGCGCUGGUUCAACUCGCCGGGUCGGUGACCGAGUUUCCCGAAAUUAAAAUUAAACAGAGUGACACUGCGGCACUGUUGUAUUCUUCGGGUACCACCGGCUUGAGCAAGGGCGUGGUUCUCACGCACGGGAACUUCGUCGCGGCGUCGUUGAUGAUUGGCUUCGACGAUGAUUUGGCAGGGGUGUUGCAUAGCGUGUUCCUCUGCGUUUUGCCUAUGUUUCAUGUUUUUGGUUUGAUGGUCAUUUCGUACGGACAGCUUCAGAGGGGUAGUGCGGUUGUGUCUCUCAAGAAGUUUGAGUUUGAAUUGGUUCUGAAGACCAUUGAGAAGUUUAAGGUGACGCAUUUGUGGGUUGUGCCUCCGAUUAUUCUUGCUCUCGCGAAACACGGUUUGGUUGAUAAGUAUGAUCUUUCGUCUCUCAAGCAUAUUGGUUCUGGCGCUGCUCCUCUUGGGAAAGAGUUGAUGAAGGAGUGUGCUAAACGUUUUCCUCAUGCCAUUGUUUCUCAGGGAUAUGGUAUGACUGAAACUUGUGGAAUUGUUUCUGUGGAGAAUGCAAGGAUGGGAAUUCGGAAUAGUGGCUCUACGGGAAUGCUUGUCGCCGGAAUGGAGGCUCAAGUAGUUAGUGUGGAUACUCUGAAGCCUCUCCCUCCUGGACAGUUGGGGGAGAUAUGGGUACGGGGCCCUAAUAUGAUGCAAGGUUAUCACAACAAUCCACAAGCCACAAGAUUGACUAUGGAUAAAAAAGGGUGGGUACAUACAGGAGAUCUUGGAUAUUUUGAUGAGGAUGGGCAACUUUUUGUUGUUGACCGAAUCAAAGAACUGAUCAAGUAUAAAGGUUUUCAGGUUGCGCCGGCAGAACUUGAAGGGCUUCUGGUUUCUCAUGCUGAAAUACUUGAUGCUGUUGUCAUCCCAUAUCCUGAUGCUGAAGCUGGUGAGGUUCCAGUUGCCUAUGUCGUUCGUUCACCCAAUAGUUCACUCACAGAGGAAGAUGUUCAAAAAUUUAUUGCUAAGCAGGUAGCGCCUUUCAAAAGAAUAAGAAGAGUGACAUUCAUCAAUGCUGUUCCUAAGACAGCAUCAGGAAAAAUUCUCCGAAGAGAGCUUAUUGAGAAAGUAAGAUCCAAAAUAUGAUGAUAUCAUGGUGUAAUUUUUUUGUGUGUGUUCAAAACCAUUUCGGGGUUUAAAUUCAGAAGUAGAAUGCAAGUCCAGAGCGAAUCCGGAAAGGUAUGAUGGUUGUCAUAGUGGAUCAAAUAUGUAUCUGGCUGGGAACAGUACUUACUGUUGGGUCUAGCAUAUUUCAAUCCAUUUUAUAAAUGGGUGAAUUCAUUCUAGUUCACUUAAGGUUGAAUCUUUAAAAAAAUGGUCUGAUGUGACCUACCAUGGAUUGGUGAGAUAAACAGGUUGACCCAUCAA